GUUUGGAACAUUGAAGUCCCUUGAUUCCCUAUCUGGAUAGCAAUUGCCUAUAGGAAUAUACUUCCAAGUACACAUGAUACACUCAGAAAAGAUUGGAAAUCAAUUUCUCUUUCCCCUUACAUAUCCUACUAACCUACAUAGUACCUACCCUAUCUAUGCGCAUUAAUUCCGCAAAGUUGAUCAUAUAACACGUCAUUCCUUUCCCAUACCCCACCAUCCUUUUUGUCUCUCUCUCUUUCUUUUUUUGCUCGUUGGAAUAGAUACAACAAGUCAAUGCAAGCGUUGGGGUUAUUUGGUCGGAUAUCGGCUACCACUACUACUACAAAAAGCUUGACAUCCUUGACUCGUUCUUCUAAUUCUUCGAGGAUAGCUACCUACCGUAUAGCCUCUCUCUCUAGACACUUCUCCUCUACCCCGCGCAUCAUGGCUCCCAUAUCCAAAGAAAUAGAUCUGCUUGUCAUCGGCGGUGGCAGCGGUGGUCUAGGAUGUGCUCGUAUGGCUAGUUCUAGGUUCGGCGCCAAGGCUAUGGUUGUUGAGGCUUUGCGACUUGGUGGUACUUGUGUCAAUGUUGGCUGCGUACCAAAGAAAGUCACCUUCAACGCUGCCGCCCUCGCUGAAGCUAUUCAUGAUUCCAAGGCUUACGGCUUCUCCGUACAAGAAACUAAGCCCUUCGACUUCACCACCUUCAAGAACAAGCGAGAUGCCUACAUAAAACGACUAAACGGCAUCUACGAGCGCAAUUUAGCCAACGACAAGGUAGAAUACGUUCAUGGCUGGGCCAAGCUCUUGAGCAGGAAUGAGGUCGAGAUUACCCUGGACGACGGCUCGAAGGCGACGGUACGCGCCAACAAGAUCUUGAUCGCUGUCGGCGGCGAGCCUACCAAACCCCCUGCCAACAUCCCCGGCGCCGAAUAUGGCAUCAACAGCGACGGAUUCUUCGAUAUUGACACCCUCCCUAAAAAGGUCGCCCUCGUUGGUGCCGGCUACAUCGCCGUCGAGUUUGCCGGCAUGUUCAACGCCCUCGGUACCGAGACCCACCUUUUCAUCCGGCACAAGACCUUCCUACGCACCUUCGACCCCAUGAUCCAGGAUGGCGUGACUGCGGAGUACGAGCGUCUCGGCGUCCAUGUGCACAAAGAGUCGACACAAAGCCGCGUCGAGAAAGACCCAUCCACCGGAAAGCUGACGAUUCACUACCAGGAUAGCAACAGCAACGGCGAGGCCCAGCUCUCCGACGUUGACCACCUCAUCUGGGCCAUCGGCCGCACUCCCAUGACUAAGAACAUUGGGCUCGAGGAGGCUGGUGUCAAGCUCGACGACAAGGGCUACAUCGUCACGGAUGAGUUCCAAAACUCCUCCGUGGACAACAUUUACGCCAUCGGCGACGUCUCCGGCCGCGUCGAGCUAACUCCCGUCGCCAUCGCUGCCGGCCGCCGAUUAUCCGAGCGACUAUAUGGUGGUUCGCAGUUCCAAACGACGCGCAUCGACUACACCAACGUACCAUCCGUCGUAUUCUCGCACCCGGAGGUGGGCAGCAUCGGGCUCACGGAGCCGGAAGCAGAGGCUCAGUAUGGUCGCGAGAACCUCAAGGUAUACAAGACAAGCUUCACGGCCAUGUAUUAUGCCAUGAUGGAGCCGGAGGACAAGGCACCCACGAAGUACAAGGUCAUAUGCGCUGGCCCCGAGGAGAAGGUUGUCGGCCUCCACAUCAUGGGCCUCGGCUCCGGCGAGAUGCUCCAGGGCUUCGGCGUCGCCAUCAAGAUGGGUGCCACCAAGAAGGACCUCGACUCUUGUAUCGCCAUUCACCCCACGAGCGCUGAGGAGCUGGUUACACUAAAAUAGGGGAUUUAUAUUUGCUUACCUCGAUACCAAUGUAGAUAGGUGGAUUAUAGAGAAAGACAAUAUAAAAGAAAAGAAAAGGCCAUAAAUAAAGAGCCAAUACCAUAUCAUAUGCAAUGUUAUAUCAAAAAUGAAUUUCAACU
This is a messenger RNA of Hypoxylon fragiforme, 1982 nucleotides long. RefSeq lists its product as uncharacterized. NCBI's taxonomy places the organism in Eukaryota, Fungi, Ascomycota, Sordariomycetes, Xylariales, Hypoxylaceae. Gene Ontology annotation, molecular function: NADP binding; flavin adenine dinucleotide binding; glutathione-disulfide reductase (NADPH) activity. Gene Ontology annotation, biological process: cellular response to oxidative stress; cell redox homeostasis; glutathione metabolic process. Gene Ontology annotation, cellular component: mitochondrion; cytosol. Bases 274 to 1842 code for a protein of 522 amino acids. The record is from RefSeq and is a predicted model, not a curated record. The transcript has 2 exons.